AUGUUCCCCCUGCUGCCCCAAGUGAGCAGCGUGACUGUUCCGGCUGUGGCUGUGGCGCCCGGCAAGGUGCUGGUGUCCAUUCUCCAGUCCGACGUCCCCGAGAUCGCCAAGGAGCUCAAAAAGGCGUUUGGACAGGCCCAAUUUCACAUCAUGGCCGACACAGACCUGUCGACCGACGAGUACAUCCACCUGCUGGACGCCGGCGCCUCGUCUGUGUUUGUGUCUGGAGAGUCCGCUGUUGAUCUGGCUGCCUCCGGCGUGCCUGCUGGCCGUCUGACAGUGAUUGGCUCCAAGCCCGACAACCUGGACGUCGGCGGCGUCUUCCUCAAGGACACCCCCGCUCUGGAGGAUGUGGCGACGCUGGCCUCGACCUUCGCCAAGCAGCUGCUGCCCUCGGGAGGAGCCCCGGUUGUGUACGUCAACGUGGAGGAUCCCAAGGCCGCGGCUGAUCUGGCUGCAACCGGCGCCACUGUGGUGGUGAGCUCCGCUAAGCUGACCACCGAACACCAGGCCGACAAGCUGGACGACAAGUUCCCCAUUGCCGAUCUGCUGUUGGCGUCUCUGUCCACCGACCGACAGGACGGCCUGUACACUACUCUGGUGACCGAUGUGCUCAACCAGUCGCUCGGCCUCGUCUACUCGUCGGCUGAGUCCAUCAAGGAGGCCAUUCGAACCGGCACUGGUGUUUAUCAGUCCCGACGACACGGUCUGUGGUACAAGGGUAAGGAGUCUGGAAACACCCAGAAGCUGAUCCGAAUUGAGACUGACUGCGAUGGAGACUGUCUCAAGUUCAUCGUUGAGCAGACCGGCGCGGGCUUCUGCCACUUCAACACCGAGAGCUGUUUCUCCGCUGCCCAGGGCAUUUCUUGUCUGGAGAAGACCCUUCAGCAGCGGCUGCAAAAUGCCCCCGCAGGUUCGUACACAAAGCGACUUUUUGACGACUCGGAUCUGCUGCGAGCCAAGAUCAUGGAGGAGGCUGAGGAGCUCGUGGAGGCCAAGGACGCCGAGGAGGUGUCUUGGGAGGCUGCCGACCUCAUCUACUUUGCCAUGGUCAAGGUUGUCAAGGAAGGCGUGAGCUGGGCCCAGGUGAUGAACAACCUCGACAGCAAGCAUAUGAAGAUUUCGCGACGAAAGGGCGACGCCAAGCAAAAGUGGGUCGACGCUCUGGGCAUCAAGCGACAGAAGGUGGACGAGAAGCCCAAGGAGGAGAAGAAGGAAGAGAAGAAGGAGGAGAUCAAGGAGGACGGAAAGAUCCAGCUCAACCACAUCAAUGCUGAUACCGCCUCCAAGGCCGAGAUUGAGACUGUUCUGGCCCGACCUGCUCAGAAGACCUCUGAUAUCAUGAAGCUUGUGCUUCCCAUUGUUGAGGGAGUCAAGACUGGAGGCGACAAGAAGCUGCUGGAGCUGACCGAGAAGUUUGACGGUGUCAAGCUCGAGUCUCCUAUUCUCACUGCUCCUUUCUCCGAGGACCUGAUGAAGAUUUCCGAUGAUGUUAAGGCUUCCAUUGACAUGUCCAUUGCGAACGUCAAGAAGUUCCACGCUGCCCAGCUUGACACCACCGAGCUUGUGGUUGAGACCCAGCCCGGUGUGGUCUGCAAGCGAUUUUCUCGACCCAUUGAGAGUGUCGGUCUGUACAUUCCUGGUGGAACUGCAGUUCUUCCUUCCACCUCUCUGCAUCUCGGUGUCCCUGCCAUGGUUGCUGGAUGCAAGAAUAUUGUUCUGGCCUCCCCUCCCCGAAAAGACGGCACUCUUUCCCCCGAGGUUGUCUACGUUGCUCACCAGAUUGGCGCCAAGGCCGUUGUUCUUGCUGGAGGCGCCCAGGCCGUCGCUGCUAUGGCUUACGGAACCGAGUCCGUGCCCAAGGUUGACAAGAUCAUGGGUCCUGGAAACCAGUUUGUCACCGCCGCCAAGAUGUACGUGUCCAACGACACCACUGCCAAGGUGGCUAUCGACAUGCCCGCCGGCCCCUCUGAGGUGCUUGUGAUCUGCGACAAGCACGCCAACCCUGCCUUUGUUGCCUCCGAUCUGCUUUCUCAGGCCGAGCACGGCGUUGAUUCCCAGGUCAUUCUGCUGGCUGUGGACUGCGACCAGAAGCACCUUGAUGCCAUUGAUGAGGAGCUGCAUGCUCAGGCUCUUGCUCUUCCUCGAGUCGACAUUAUCCGAAAGUGUAUUGCCCACUCUUCUGCUCUUAGCGUCAAGACCAUGGACGAGGCCUUCAAGCUGUCCAACCAGUACGCCCCCGAGCAUCUGAUUCUGCAGAUUGAGGAUGCCGACAAGUACGUGCCUCUGGUGGACCACGCUGGUUCCAUUUUCGUCGGAGCUUACUCUCCCGAGUCUUGUGGAGACUACUCUUCCGGAACCAACCACACUCUGCCCACCUACGGAUACGCCCGAAUGUACUCUGGCGUGAACACCGGCACCUUCACCAAGCACAUUACGUCGCAGCAGCUGACCCGGGAGGGUCUGGAGAUCAUUGGUCCCGCCGUUAUGACACUUGCUGCCACCGAGGGUCUGGACGCCCACCGAAUGGCCGUCAAGGUCCGACUCGACGCCAUGAAGAAGGAAUAA
This is a messenger RNA of Yarrowia lipolytica CLIB122, 2568 nucleotides long. RefSeq lists its product as uncharacterized. The record is from RefSeq and is a predicted model, not a curated record. Lineage: Eukaryota; Fungi; Ascomycota; Dipodascomycetes; Dipodascales. Gene Ontology annotation, cellular component: cytoplasm; cytosol. Gene Ontology annotation, molecular function: metal ion binding; phosphoribosyl-ATP diphosphatase activity; NAD binding. Gene Ontology annotation, biological process: L-histidine biosynthetic process.